Molecule: messenger RNA, 2476 nt
Organism: Ictalurus punctatus (channel catfish)
Lineage: Eukaryota; Metazoa; Chordata; Actinopteri; Siluriformes; Ictaluridae
Gene: plcxd2
Product: phosphatidylinositol-specific phospholipase C, X domain containing 2
Exons: 4
Coding region: 686-1651 (321 amino acids)
Biological process (GO): lipid metabolic process
Molecular function (GO): phosphoric diester hydrolase activity
Source: RefSeq, a predicted model, not a curated record
AUCUUGGAGUGAAUUUGCGGCGAUCGCCCACUCCUGGGAAGAUUGAGAACUCUCUUGAAGGCUCUCGAUUUGUAAACAAUCCUUCUCACUGUAGAAUGGUGAAUUUCAAAUUGUUUGGAGACGACCUUAUGAUGCUUUCCCAGACUGAAACAGAGCAAUGGUUACUUGUCUGAGUUCCUGGCUGACAUCCUCUUUCAUGGCAUGAUAUAGACACACUCUUAUUGCUCCGAACACGAAACCAAACAAAAGUUCUGCUUUUACAGACGUAGUUACACUUCUUGAUGAUUGCUAAUUUUUCUCUUAAGGGUGUCCAUAUUGUUUCCCAUCUGGUUUUGCUUAUUCAAAUAGCGACAUGAUUAUUAAUUAGGUUAAUUAAUGUUUUGUUAAUUGGCUGUUUUUGUCUGUGCAGAAAUGUACUAAAUCAGUGCACAGGUUUUUAAAUAUCUGCUUCUUAUUGGCUAUCACCAGGCGAGGGGGUGGGGCUAAUCUCAAACUCCCUUAGUGAGGAAAGCAGGGAGGAUAAAGAGAGUGAUUUAGGGCUAAUCUGAUUAACGCUCGGAGAAACGCUCCCUCGGUUUGAGUCGCACAGUCAAGAUGAGCCUCGCAACGCUUUCACCGGUUUCAUCAACGCCAGAUUAGCAGGUAUGAAAUUUAACACGUUUUAGUGACGUCACACAGCAGGGAGAUGAAGACGAGGCCGACGGGUGACACCAGCAAUGCGGACUGGAUGGGUUCCCUGUGUCCUUCAAUCACCGCCAUGCCACUUAAAUACCUCGCCGUUCCUGGUUCUCACGACUCCUUUAGUUUCUGGGUGGACGAACAGGCUCCGGUCGGACCCGAUCAGAAGGCGUUCGUCAAGCACCUAGCGUUCGUGUUCCGUCUGCUGGCCAAAAAAGUGAUGAAGAAAUGGUCCAUGACUCAGAAUCUGACCUUCAGGGAGCAGCUGGAAGGCGGCAUUCGCUACUUUGACCUCCGAGUCUCGUCUAAACCUGGAGAAACAGACCACGAGGUCUACUUCAUCCACGGCCUGUUUGGGCUCAGGGUGCGAGACGGACUCAGUGACAUCAACGCCUUCCUGAACGCUCAUCGCAAAGAGGUCAUCUUCCUGGACUUCAAUCAUCACUACGCCAUGAAUGACGAUCACCAUCGCUAUCUCAUUAACAUGCUCAAGGAUGUUUUUGGAUCGAAGCUGUGCAAGAUCAACGUGGUGGAGGACAUCACGCUGGACUACUUGUGGGAGAAAAAGAACCAGGUCCUGGUGUUUUAUCACCACCCGUCCGCUAAGAGCUGCCCACUGAUGUGGCCUGGCAGUAAAAUCCCAGCGCCGUGGGCCAACACCACCGACACCACCAAACUCAUCCAGUUCCUGGAGACCACGCUGGGCGAGAGGGCCAAAUACGGCAGCUUCCAUGUGUCCCAAGCCAUCCUCACACCUCGCAUCAAGACCAUCAUCAAAGGCCUUGUGCGGGGGCUGCGCAACUACCUAGUCGAGAAGAACUUGCCGGUCAUCAUGGCGUGGGUGGAGGCGCAGAAACCGGGUGUGGAUGGUGUGAACAUCAUCACCUCAGACUUUGUGGAGCUGGUGGACUUCGCCAACACCGUCAUCAGACUCAACGACCUUCUCCUCCCACCGAACCAGGCAGUCACUUGACCCCUACAGCACCCCAAGGACAUCGCAACCAAAGUCACGACACCACCAUGGAGUUUAGAAAUCACAUGACCAUCAACAUCAUCACUGACCUGCCGUCAUUUUCUAAAUUAUUGGCACCCUUCAUUAAAAUGAGUGAAUGUAAUUUUUUUUCUUACGUGGAAAAUUUUUUCUUAAGUCUUAUUUAUUUUUGUUGGUUUCAAAAUCAUCAGUGCAAUAAAUGAAUGUUUUUUGUUGAAAAAAGUCGUGUUCGGUUGCAGCCUGACAGAGAGAGCCCCAUGACAGCCAUAAACCCCUGUUUGGGCAAAGCCCUGUGAUGAGAAAAAGGCCCUAGGUUGAACAGAAGUCCCUCCUGGGCACAACAUGUGUUGAAACAUGUUGGGCCGAAGCCCCUGCUUGCCCAAAGCCUCAUGUUGCACAGAAGUCCUUGAUUGGCCAGAGCCCCACACUGGGCAGAAGCCCCAUGUUGGGCUAAAGCCCCAUGUUAGGCAGAGGCCACAUCUUGGGCAGAAGCUCCUGGUUGUUGGCCAAAGCCCCAUGUUGGGCAGAAGCCCCAUGUUGGCCAAAGCCCCAUGUUGGCCAAAAGCCCCAUGUUGGACAGAAACUACUGGUUUGCCAAAGCCCCACACUGGGCAGAAGCCCCAUGUUAGGCAGAAGCUCCUAAUUGGCCAAAGCCCCAUGUUGAGCAAAGUGGGUAGCAAAGAGGUCACUUGAUGUUUUUUUAAAUAAUUUUUUUAAUAUAAUUUUAUGUUAAAUCAUCUGAAAGGGUGCCAAUAAUUAAUUGGAGUUGACUUUAAAAUAGAUUAUUAUUAUUGUUGUUGUUGUUGU